This is a messenger RNA of Seminavis robusta, 1365 nucleotides long. The record is from the annotation of a GenBank genome assembly. Lineage: Eukaryota; Bacillariophyta; Bacillariophyceae; Naviculales; Naviculaceae.
AUGAUGAGGGCCAACGGCAAGGACGACAAGAAGAAGAAAUGGGUUCCCAUGGCACCGGUUGGAAUCUUGGAAUGCAUUUCCGAGAUUGGAGGAGAAGAUGCACCUACGUGGUUGCAUCGUAUUGCCAAAAAGAUGGGGCGUAACACCUUUCGUUUGCCGCUUCCAAUGUCCCUCAAGGGAGGGUUUGUCGUGGGCAACGGGAAACUGGCAAGUGAGAUUCAUCGGGAUCCUGCAUCGGACAAACCAACAUGGCUCUACAAGCCUUUUACAGUACUGUGCCAUCGCCCAUUCUUUGGCAUCCGCUCAAGCUUUCACUCCUAUACUAGGUUAAUGCGAAAGAAUCUGGCCACGGCGUAUUCCAAGGCCGAAGUUGAACGUAUGGGUGCGGUGACGGACCGUCUGGCAGAGGAAUGGAUGACGGGGCGGCUUGCCCGACUUGCCGAGCAAGACGAAGCCUUUGACCCUGGCCAGGAAUUCAAUCGCAUUGCCUUCUUUUCCAUUUGCGAGUCGGGCUUUCAGUACACUCCUACGGAGGAGGAGUACCUUCAGUACAACGAAUACCUGAGUAUUGCUCUCAAGGAGUUUUUUCAACGCCAGAUGGUCAGUCCUUGGCGUGGUCUACUGGGGAAGCUGCUCCCCGAGGUCCGCAAGGCGCAUGAAAGCAUUCCCUUUAUCCACGAGUUUGCAGCCAAACUCUUGGAGAACUAUCGCCAGAACCCCAACAACAAGGCCACGGGCUGCAAGACCCUGAUCCAGGUGAUUGAUGAAGUGACGCCAGAUGACGAUGAUGACCUGAAAGUGGCAGAAAUCAUUGGUCAACUCAUUGCGGGCCACGAGACAACGGGGUACAGUAUUUCCAACAUGUCCAUUCUACUAACCAAGAACCCAAGUGUACAGGAAAAGCUCCGAAAGGAAAUGCAGCAGUCUGAUGCCAACCCCUACUACCAGCAUGUGAUUAAGGAAACCAUGAGAAUGGUUCCUGUCGCUGCCAUCACUUCAACUCGUUUGACAGGAAGAGAGUUUGUGUGUCCAGAUGAUGGAACCGUCAUUCCCAAGGGAGCUGUCUGUUUUCUCAACCAAUACGAAGCAGGUCGAGACCCAGUGGUAUACCCCAAUCCAGAAGAGUUUUCUCCGGAACGCUGGGAGGACCCCACGGAAGCUAUGAAGACGAACCACUUUCCGUUUUCGUCUGGAUAUCGCCAAUGUCCUGGUCAGAGGCUGGCCCUUGCCAACCUGAACCGGAUUCUUCCCCAAGUCUUGCGUUCGUACUCACUGGAAUUGGAGGAUGAGGGGCAUCUCAGCAACUUUGUGACGUACAAGUAUGUUGGAGCGAGGAUCAAAGCGAGGAAACUGGCAGAUGCGUAA